AUGAAAUUCAUCCUAGAAAAACUCUUUAAUUUUAAUUCUUCUAUUAUUUCAUUAACAUUUAUUACAUCAUUACUCUCAAUUAUUAUUAUUAUACUAAAUUUUUUUUGGAUUAUAACAACUAUAAAUGAAAUUACCAUAAUUUGGAGGCAAUUUGAUAAUGAAAUAGAUGAAAUAAAAAAUGUAGGAAGUGUUCAAUGGUCUGAAUUAAAUUCUUUUACAGUAACUGCUACUCGAGAUGUAAAAGAAAAUUAUAGGCAGUUUGUGAAACGUUAUACUGAAGAAACAAAAAAAAAACAUGAAAAACAUAAUAAUCGUAAUCGUGAUUAUGCUGAACCUGAUGAAACUUAUCCAACUGCUCCAAAUAUGCCAAUAAAUGAGUAUAUUAAUGAAAAAACUAAUGAAAUACCAACGACAAAACCAAAAUAUUCUAAUCCAAAAGUUUCAUAUGAAGGUCAUAUGUUAAGUAAAGUUGUAAGAAUUCAAUCUAAAAAAAAUAAUUGUGCAUGUAGUAAUAUUCCAAAUUUAUGUAAGAAAGGAUUACCAGGAAUACCAGGAAGAAAAGGUAUGAAUGGUUAUGAUGGAGUACCUGGUAUUGCUGGAGUUCCUGGUUUUAAUGCUUUAUCUUCAAUUGAUGUAUGUCAAACAAUGCAGGUGGGAUGUAUUUCUUGCCCACCUGGAAAACCUGGAUCACCUGGUGUACAGGGGAAACGUGGACUUAAAGGAUUGGAAGGAAGAAAUGGUACACCUGGAUGUCCAGGAAAGCAUGGAAUUCCAGGAAGUCCUGGUGAUCAAGGAGAUUUAGGUUUAAUUGGAUAUGUAGGAACAGAAGGAAUACAAGGUUUACCAGGAAAUAAUGGAUAUGUUAUUAAGUCUAAACCAGGACCACCAGGUUUGAAGGGACCUAUUGGUGUUGCAGGAUUACAGGGAGAUGAUGGUGAUGAAGGAAUUCCUGGAAAAAUGGGAGAUAUUGGUUUACAAGGUUUACCUGGCUUACCUGGUAGUCCAGGUGCUGUUGGAGUAGAUGGAAAACCAGGUGAAAUAGGAAAUGUUGGUUCUCCUGGACAAUACUGUCCAUGUCCAGGAAAAUCAACAGAUAACAUUUCUCCUACAAAUGUAAAAAGUUCCAAUCAAAGACAAACUAUAAAUGUUCAAGAAUAUAAUGAGAAUUUUAAUGGAAUGAAUAAUGGAAUGAAUAAUGGAAAUACCAAUGUUAAUAUGCCAAAUAUUGAAAAUAAUAAUCAAAAUAGCGGUUACAAUAUCAAUAAAUCAUUAAAUUAUACUGUAAUAAAUGAUAAAACUCAAAGUUUCCAACCAAAUGCCUCUUCAAUUAUACCUGAUUAUAAUAAUACUCAAAUCACUAAUCAACAAUUUAAUAAUGGAAUGUCUAGUCAAAACAUUACACAAACACAAAUUAUAACUGAAACAAUAUUUAACCCUUAUAAAAAUGUUAAUACAAAUUCCAAUAAAUUUACUGAUAAUAAGGAUUUAAAUAUUUCAACUACAUUAUCUGAAACAAUAUCAGAAAAUGAAAAAAGUCAAUACUUGUCUGGAAAUAUGUAUAAUAAUUCUAAUCUAUCAGAAAAUAAUAAUAAUAAUAAUAUGAAUAAAGAAGAUAACUCAACAAAUAAAGAAUAUUUAAAUAAAGUUGUUAUAGAUACAUCACAAUCUUCAAUGCAUAAUUCACAACUUUCACCUGUACAAGAAAGUAUAUCAAGAUCACAAAAUACAGAAACAGAAGUUUUAAAUACUUCAUACCAAAACUCUCCUAAUCCUUCUGUAAACAUAGAUGAAGUUGGUGGAAAUGUAUCUCCUGGAGAUAAUCAAAAUAAUUAUAAUAAAGAAAGUAGUCAACAGGUAUCAAUGAUAACAAAUACCAAUGAAAAUAAUGCUAAUUUUAUAAAAGGGACUGGAAUAAUAAAUAAUAAUGAAUUUGAGGUAAAUGGUAAUAAUGGAAAACAGACAAUAAUUCAAAAAACAAUAAUAACAGAAACAAUUAAUAGUGGUUAUCCAGGUGAGGAAUAUAAACUUAUAAAUGAACCAAAAAGUCUAAAUCUAACAAUGCAAAAUAAGAUAACAAAUGAAAUUCCUUCACAAUCUGGUUAUAGUAAGAUAACACUUUCUGGAUAUCAAACAAAUGAAUCAAAAAAUAAUAAUCAAAAUAAUAAUAAUAAUGCACCUAUACCAUAUCAACUUCAAUCAACAAAUCCAACUGAAAAUGUAGUUCAUCCACCAGCAAUUCCACAACCAAAUUCAUUUGUAGAAUUUAAUUCAGGAUUAUCUAAUUCAUCAUAUUAUUCAUCAAGAACAAGUGAAAAUAUUAACAAACCUUUAUUGGGAAAUUCAGAAACUAUUACAGUAACUAAUUACAAUCAAGAAAACAUAACACAACAAAUUCAACCAUCACAAAUUUCUCACGAAGAAAAUAAUGAAUAUGAAAAAGAUUUUGUACCAGAAUCUAGUAAUGACAAAAGGAUAGACAGCAUCAAUGAACAAUUGAAGAAUAACAAAACUUAUGAAGCUAUAAAAAUAUUGGAAUCACCAACAGGAGAAUUUUCAAAAUCAUCAAAUGAAAAAAUUAUUUUAAGUUCAACAGACAAUCCUUCCAUAAAAGAUAUACAUCAUAUUGCAACUUCAACAUUUGACAAUUCACCUGUUGAAAGAUCUAAAGUCAACAUUGGAUUUUUACCACAAAUAAAAUUAAUUCCAUACCAAAAUUAUAAUACAACAGGAGUAAAUAAUACAAUUAUACGAGAAACGAUAACAGUAGAAACAUCAGAAACAACAAAAAAUAAUGAAAAUAAAUUUGACUUAAAACAAUUAGGGCCUAAAAUACGUUUAGACAAAGUUGCAAUAUCUUACAAGAAACCAGGACUAAUUGAUGGUCAGGCAAAAAAAUCAUUUGAAAAAAACAAUCAAAAUAUUUCAUUACUACAUGAAGAAAAAGUUUCCGAAAGAGCAAGAGAUUCUGUUGAUAAUAAAGUACUUCCAGAAAAAAUUAUCCAAGCUAAUUAUGAUUUACUAAAAAGUUUGAGAAAAGAACAAUCAAAUGGUGAUUUAAAUAUAAAUAUAAAUGGGCCAAAUAAAAUUUUUAUCAAAGCAAAAGAUUCAAUUGAGUCUUUGACUGAAAGUAAUUUUAAUCCAAAAAGUAUACAAAAACAUGAAGAAAAUGACAAUGGUUAUGAAAUUUUUGCAAGCUUAAGAGAUAGUCCACAUUCUAAAAAUGUUGACUUUGACAUCUCAAACUAUAAAAAAAUAAUAUCAGGAAGCAAAAGUUUAAUACCAAAUUUAAAUGUAUCAAUAAAAAAUAUGGAUAAUGUGGAGGAGAACCUUGAAAAAAGAAACAAAAGUGAGGAAUUCAAUUUGACACAAGAAAAUGAUAAAAAUAUAAAACUGAAAUUUAAAUCUGAUAAAAGUAAGGUAGAUUUAAUAAAAAAUUUAUCUUCAAAAGAUAAUGACGUCAAAAAUGAAUUUACCAAUAAGUCAAACUAA
This is a messenger RNA of Strongyloides ratti, 3489 nucleotides long. RefSeq lists its product as hypothetical. The record is from RefSeq and is a predicted model, not a curated record. The transcript has a single exon. Bases 1 to 3489 code for a protein of 1162 amino acids. Lineage: Eukaryota; Metazoa; Nematoda; Chromadorea; Rhabditida; Strongyloididae.